AAAAUAACAAUUGUUGAUUGAACUCCUGUAAAAGAAAUUGAAAUUUAAAACUCUUAAACAAUUCAGUAUCCCCAAAAAUGGCACGAUUAUCACACACUCGCUCCAAAUCAGGCAGCCAGAAGAAAACAAAAGUAAAACGAGCUCCAAAACGUUGCAAUUAUUGCAAAAAUCAUGUAAAGGAAGAAGUGCUCGAGAGAGGUCAUGGAACAUGUGAAUUCAACAAUCAUGAUCAUUUCGAAAAGUGCAGACCAUGUGAGAGAAACUACAAUAAAACUAGAAUCGCACGAAAAUUUCGAGACAAAAAAUUGUCAGAGAAAAAUGUUGUUCAAAGUGGAAGACGCAGGCGAUCAGGCACACCAGAUAAAAAUGAAAAAUUGAAGGAAAUAAUUAUUAAUUUAGAAAGUCAAGAAGACAUUAGUGCAGUCGAAACUAUUAUGGCAAUGGAUGAAGAGAUUAUUGGAUGGAAUGGAGAAUUUUGUGAAGAUCUUUUUGUUGACAACAAUGGCGUCGCAUUUUCAUCAAACAAUACAAUCACAGAUACUUCGAACUUCCUACAAGCUUUUAACUACCCAAUGAUCAUUAAUGACACAGACUUUCCUGUCAAUAUGUCUGAAAUGAAUGAACAGUUCCAAAAUGAAUAUUCACUAAUUAUUCUGCCAACAACUUAUCCAAAUGACAUCCUUUAUCCUGAUAAUGAGAAAGAUAUGAUAAAUUUGAUUGAAAAUGUAUCAGAAGAGCUGGAAAAAGUGAACAAAGAAAGAUUAAAGAUUCAAUAUAAAGCUCUUGAAGUUGGUCGAUGGAAAGUCGUUUGUCUUGAUGAAUAUACCCGUGACUUAUUCACACAUGAAGUGUUAAAAUGGGACAUAAAGAAAAUUGAAUCUGAUGAUUAUCUCAAAUUAAAAGUCAUUCCAGAAAAUAAACUCCCGAGAUACAUUAAAGCCUCAUGUAUUCUUAAGAAUCUAAUAAAUGAACAAGAUUUCCUUCCAUCAAUCAUAUCUGGUGGUCAACUGAAUGCAUCAAGAUGGUCUGUCGAUAAAGUUGAACCAUUUGGUGAGCAAUUUAAAGUAUUUUUCGGUAUCGAUCCUAAAAGUUAUCGAUAUUUGUACACUGAUGCUUAUUGGCUAAUUGUUAAGAAUGAAUAUGUGAAAGUUAAUAUUGAUUCGAAUCCAUUUUCUGAAGAGAAUUCGGUUAUAAACGUUUAAAUAACAAUUUUAUAAACUUUAAUGACAGACUUUUAGAAAUUUUGCUUGAAAAAUCUUUGUGUUUUUCUAUGCCUCGCUUAGGAACUGAAUAACUCAAACUCCUUGGUUUUAUAUGUCAAGAUUUGGAUAUGUCAGCGAUAAUGUGCUGGCCAGAGUUGAGUUUGAAGUGGAUGAAAUUUUGUAUGGAGUCGACUCUGAUCCCAAGAUUGAGGCUCUGAAUAAUAAGAACCAAUUAACAUAUUAAGCUAAACAAAAUGAAUAAGUUUGAAGCAUUGACAACCG
Chironomus riparius is the source of this 1484-nucleotide messenger RNA. NCBI's taxonomy places the organism in Eukaryota, Metazoa, Arthropoda, Insecta, Diptera, Chironomidae. The record is from the annotation of a GenBank genome assembly.